Molecule: messenger RNA, 1474 nt
Organism: Seriola dumerili (greater amberjack)
Lineage: Eukaryota; Metazoa; Chordata; Actinopteri; Carangiformes; Carangidae
Product: rhombotin-1-like
Exons: 5
Coding region: 362-829 (155 amino acids)
Biological process (GO): positive regulation of transcription by RNA polymerase II
Cellular component (GO): nucleus
Molecular function (GO): DNA-binding transcription factor binding; transcription coactivator activity
Source: RefSeq, a predicted model, not a curated record
CCUGUGCAGAUACAGAAAUGCUUAUGCACUGACAUCAGCCAAGAUAAAGCACAGCCACUCUUGUUUUGAGGACACCUCUCCUGCCGGCAAGGUGAUACCCGGGGACGCUGUUUCCCUCCAUCCACGGGCUAUUUUUACGCUCAGAAAGCGCCUCUCUCACUGUUUCUUCUGGCUUUCUGCGGGGACUAUGAGGAGCGGGGCUGGAGUUUGAGCGACUCCGGCUUGUAAUUUAUCCAGAGAGUCAAAGCCCUCUGUGUUGAUCACCGCUCCUCGUGGUGGUGUCCUGCAGGCAGGAGGAGAAGAAGAAUAAAGAAGAGGUGUCAUUUCUCCUGCUGUUGGAUUGUUGUCGUUCUCCACCAGGAUGGUGUUGGACAAGGAGGAGAGUGUGUCUCUCGUGUCUCUCCAGUCCAGAGAGAAGCCGAGGGGCUGUGCCGGCUGCAACGGGAAGAUCCGGGACCGCUUCAUGCUGCAGGCACUGGACAGGUACUGGCACGAGGACUGUCUGAAGUGCGCCUGCUGUGACUGCCACCUGGGCCGGAUGGGCUCCACCCUCUACACCCGGGCCAACCUCAUCCUCUGCCGCAGGGACUACCUGAGGCUCUUCGGGGUGACGGGGAACUGUGCAGCCUGCAGUAAGAUGAUCCCUGCCUUUGAGAUGGUGAUGAGAGCCAGAGACAACGUCUACCAUUUAGACUGCUUCGCCUGUCAGCUCUGCCGCCAGAGAUUUUGCGUGGGAGACAAGUUUUUCCUCAAGAACAACAUGAUCCUGUGCCAGCUGGACUACGAAGGAGGCCAUCUUAAUGGCAGCGCUGAGAGGCAGCCUCAAUAAGAGAUCAGACCAGGACGACUGUGAGCCAGUUGGACUGUGAAACUCACAGCAGCUUCCCGUUUCAGACUGAACCAUGUGUGGAAAUAACACAUUUCCAACAGCCCAUGUUCGAACUUUCUACUCUGGCGCUGCACGGUAACUAUCCUGAAAACUGUUUCUGAUCAGACGGACCAGAGAUCGACCAAGAUGGAAUAAUCAGACUUUGAGGAAGAUAUUUUCCAGAGCACUUAUGGUUGUGCCCUCUUUUCUUUUUUGCAUUCAACAAAAAUAGAGUGAACUAGUGUUUGCAAAUAAUUUGUAGAGUCAGUUUCACCAAACCUGAAAUACUAGACGGACGGAGUGAAGCCAAUCAAGCCACACAUAGCAUCAACCAAGUCAUCCAUCAGAGAAAAAUACUAAGUUCCCAGUGAUUGUCAACUCGUCCUGGCAGUCAGUGAACUGUCUUUUUGUGGUGAGCCCCACCCAUCUGGCACGAGGGAAGUCCCAAAACAAACUGAAACCUAUUUGCAAAUACUGUUUGCUUCAACUCAACAACUGAGGAGGAUCAACUGUUUGUCUCUUCGCCUCUCGACCCUGAAGGCCUGAGUGGGGCCUCAAACCCGCCGUAGCUUUGUUUCCUCUCUGAUCUCAAGCUGUUUUUUUUCU